Messenger RNA from Caenorhabditis auriculariae, 10010 nucleotides. The record is from the annotation of a GenBank genome assembly. NCBI's taxonomy places the organism in Eukaryota, Metazoa, Nematoda, Chromadorea, Rhabditida, Rhabditidae.
AUGGAGCAACGACGUUUGUCUGUUGCCCGUAACUAUGUUCAUAACUUUUUCAACAACCAUCAGGUACGAAAUAUUUGAAUUUCCUGUAUUUUUUUCCUCCAGGUCAAUAUUAUCACUACCGGCGCUAUAAUCUUGUUCUUUGUCUACGUUUCUUUAAUUGCAAUUUUCGGACAGAACAUUGGCAAGUUUACCGACGAUCUAACGAUAAAAUAGCUGAUUCCAGUACAUCCAUUCCAAGACGUAACUCAGUCGGCUUUGGAUUUGGAAAAUGCCUCAAACGACAUCGUUCACUCGACAAUGUCCGUUUUCCUGAUGGUCGUAGCCUCCUUGGCUGUUGGAAAAAUGUUCGACAUGAUCUAUCUACCUCCCCUUUUAGGUACCAAGUAGCUUAUUCGUAAAAACAAAAAACCUUUUAGGUGCUCUAUUGGUGGGAAUCGCCGUGAGGAACGUUCCUGCACUUUUUUCUGUUGUCUACGUCAAUGAUUACUGGGAAUUUAUGCUCAGAAAAAUAACGCUGGUCAAUAUAAUCAUUCGCUGGGGACUUUCGGUCGAUGUCAAUUUCAUCAGACAAAAUCUAGUAAGUGGAAAAUUUUCGAAAACUUGAAAUUGAGGUUUAUUAAGAAAACCAAAAUGGCCUUGAUAAAGGUCUCGAAACGCAUAAAGUGAAAAGAAUAAGAAUGAAAGCAGUAUCUAGCUCAAUUUAAUACGUUUCUACCGUCGCAAGAACUGUUAUUUAUAACUUUUUCAAAUCGAUGCUCUAUUGAAUUAUAUUUAGUUGAAACUAGGAAGGGAAGAAAAUAGACUGAUAACAAACAAACUGCGUAAAAUGAAAAUCAAAAUUGGGAAUAUUCUGUAGUGAAAUUACCGAUUAAAAACACGCCUUUGUCCUAACUCGCUUGAAGAGUCGUUUUCAAAAUCAAAAAUUCAGACAUGAAAAGUAGUGAAGAAAUAGAGAAGACUGGAUAAACUUGAACAAGGGCUCUCGGUUUUUUUUUUGAGAACAAGCAUUUCACGAAUUUUGUCGAAUUGGAAAAAAGUUAUUCGAGAAAGUAAAACCAAAAAGAUGAAUUUUUAUCUGCAUCAUUUUUCUCAGAUGCACGCCUCGAAAAAUGUCUCAUACAGUGCCAGUUUCUGACGAAAAUACUGAAGCAAUCUUAAAAACUUCAAUGAAUUUUUCCCUCACACUAGAGGGAAUACAGUAUUAAAAGCCUACCGAAAUGUUUCAAAACCAAUGCCUGAACUUUUUGAUACUUUUUUUAAAAAAAUGUCACAAAUAAAAAGUCAAUAACCCAUGGAAAUUAUCAUUGAAAAUUGAACGGUGCAAAGCAAAACACCAAAAUUUAGCUUCUGAAGUAUAUUUCCUAUGAGCGAGUGACUCUUUCCGAAUUUUGAAGCACUCAUUUUCCGGCUCAAUUUCUUGGCUCAUUUAUCCGGGCCUAUUUUUCAAAGCCCUUCUUCCAAAGACCCAAUUUCCCCAUCAAAACUGAAGAAAAUGCGUUUGUUUUGAGAAAAAACAGAGGGGAACCUCCAGCUUUAUGAAAAACUAUGCCGAAAACGGUAAGAAAAGAAUCAGAAAUAAGAUGAGCCUGUUAUCACCAGUCGCAGAAAAAAUUAUUGAACUUAUUUAGAUAGAAGGGUAUCCGAACCAGUAUUGACUGAUGAGUUCCAAAAAGAAUCGAGUUUAGAAUACAAUUUGAGAGCAUCUUAUCAAAAGAACUGAGCAAUGAACUAGCUAGAGUGUCCGAAAAUGAGAGAUAAGGCUCUGGGUGGUAUGCAUAAGGCGUGUCGAUUUUCGAUGUGGGCGGGCGGAAGGUGGAACCUCAGAGAAACGUGCUAAGAAGGCUGAGCAAAGAGGAGGGGCCAGUACCGUAGGUUUUAAGGCUAAAAAGGCCGAAAUAUAGUUCAAAAUAAUGAAAAGAGAAACCAAAAUUUUUGUUUUCUCUCAGGAAUUUCAGAAGUUAGGGUAUCCUAGUAGUUUAAUAAAAAUAAAGAAACAAUAAUAUACCAUGGAAGAAUAUUGAGUAUCGUGACUUAGCUCCGUUUUCACACUGUCGCCGGGUAAAGGUAGAAUUUACAUUUUUUAACAACGACGAAGAACAGCUUUUCAGAAAAUUGUUUGAUUAGAGUUUGAAAAGCUCAGUUUUUCUCCGUUGGAGCUGUUGAAAUUCAGGGUGGCAGACUCUCUGAGAACGUUUUAUCGAGACGAAUUUUCCACAUUUUGAGCUAGAAUAUUUUCCACUCAGAAAAUGAGAAUUUUCUAGCUUGAUCACAAAAAAACCAAAAUUCUCCUUCCUUUGUACUUGCUUAAAUUUUUCCGUUUUUUCAUUCAAUGAAUAAACAUUCAAUUUUUUUAUUUUUUUAUUUUUUUGAGAAUUUAGAAAUAUCAUCAAAACUUCUGAAAUAGUAAUUCUGACCCCAAAAAAAUAAAAAAAAUAGUAAUACGAAGCCUUCAUUUUUUUUUUUGGUAUGAGUUGCCUCAGGACUUUUAAAAAUCAAGGCAGAUACUCUCAAAGAGCUUUUGAGGUUGUUGAAGCUUUUUAAAUAAUGAAAUUUUCAAAAAAUGAUUAAUGGUUACCUUGAACUCCGUUGCGCAUUUUAAUCUUCGAAAUGGUUUCUAAAAUAGCCCACUGAAUCGCAACUUAAUGCAGCAUUUUUGAUCCAUUGAAAAACUGAAGCGAUUAGUAUUUGAUCCAUGGAUUGUUAAAGUUUUCUAUAAGUUGAUGAUAGGAUUUGGAUGACUUGCUGAAUGUCAGCUCUCAAAAAUGAUUGAAUUCUUGAAUUUCUUUUCUGAUAUCUAAUUUCCUUAUACUUGAUUCAAUAAUGGUUUGAACAAACUUUUCAAACAACUUUCAAAAAGAGAUCAUCCAAAAGGUAACUCCGAGAAAAAGAAACUUGUGAUUGGUCGAAAUGCCGCUAGUUUUUUGAAUCAGCCAGCCGCAAAAGGGUUUUGAUAUUUUAUGAACUUUGCCAUAGUUUUCCAACAACAUAAAAGAAGUUAGAAAACAAAAUGUUGAAGCUCCUUGAGCUGGAAAAUGGAAUGUGAGUAACAACUUUGACAUUUUAUCGAAAGUUAGGCAGGAACAACAAAAACAUCAGGAAGAAAAACUGAGUUCUGGUGUUUGAUACAACAGUAACGAUGUUUGCGCUCAUAAGUUGAUUCAUCGCUUGCUCCAAAUGAGUUUUCAAUAAGAGGAUUCUUUCAAUAAAAUGAGCAAAAUAAGUCAAAAAAAGUUUAUGAAAAAAAUUCAUUCAACUUGGACUUUAAUUAUUUCUGAAAAAUCAGCUCAAUAAUUUUUUUAUUGAAUCAAAUUGAAAGAGUCUAAAUCCAAACAACUUCCGAGCUCAAAAAUGACGGGCUCAAAAUUUUUUUAGGGUGCUAACUCCAAAUCAAAAAAAUUUUUAAGAUCAUAAAAUGUUACGUGCGUUCUUUGUAAAUUUUUCAUUGUACUGUCUUUCUUCGCUAGUUGUGAGUGGAGCAUAGAAAAUAACAACCCAAAACCAGUUUAUUUAUUCAAAACUUUUAUUCAGUAAAACAAGCUUGCUCAAAAAUAUGGACGGAUUAUCUCUCUAACUUGUUCAGAAAGUGAGGAAAUAUUAAAUUUUAAAGCACUUCGCACUACGCACAGAAAAUAAUCUGAACCUAAUAGCCAAUUUUUCUCUGUAUUUUACACCUCGCGGUCAGUCUCCCUUUAUAGAUACCAAAAAUCAAGACGUAAGAUAAUACGUUCAAGCGUUACGUGCGCGAUUUGCGUAAGGAGUGUGCAAUUAAAAUGAUGAAUUGAAGAUUUGUAGCAGGUGUGAAAUUUGAGGGGAAAAAUCUCACGAAAUGUCUGUGAAGCGCCUACGUGAUGACACAUGAAAUUACAGGUUUUCUCAUCUGUUUUGGGCAUCACUUCGGCGACUUUCGAAGCAAUUGUCAUCUCGCUUCUGGCGAUUUUUCUGUAUGACAUGUCACCCGGAAUGGCAAUUAUUGCCGGGUUCGUUGAAAACUACAGUCACGAGGCGAUGAAUGGAAACAAAUUGAUACCUCAUAUUAUCCCGAGUGUCUCUUAUUUCGUUGAGCUGAAAUUUUCGAGUUGAACUUGAAAAAAGUUAUGGGACCGGUUUCAAUUCAAGUACGAGUAGCUUCUAUAAAAAAUUUCUGAAAAAACUGGAACUCCAGAGGAUGUUUUUCAGUGCAAUUCGGCUUCUUUCCAAAGACUCCGAGUCAAAAAAAUUUUAUCAGAACUUCGCCAUAAUAAAAAAAAAGUUCAAACAAAAAAAGAAUGGAGCAACUGAAAUGAUUACAACGUCAAUUCAAAAUUAUUCUCUCUAAACUUUUCUAAGCUUCGAAAGAAUGAAACUUGAAGAUACAGAAUGACACGCUUGUAAGAAAAGGUAAAUGUCAAGCGUAAAAAUUGGCUUUCUUUUUUUGCUUCAAAAAAAGCACUUUCAGCUUCCUUCUGGCUACAGUAUCUCCAGCAAUCACUGGACCUGUUAUGGCCAAACUACGCGCCAUGAAAAUUGGAUGCGAAAAAGUUGAAAAAAGCGAUUUUAUUCAAAAAUACAUUUUUUCCAGAAAAUAACGUACUUUGUACCGGCGGCCAGUUGUUUCGACAAUAUUUUUUCGAUUUUUGUUUUUUCUCUGACAUCGUCUCUGGUUUUCACUCGCGGUGAGCUUUUUAGUGUUGGUUGACUUCAAUGAGGAUUUUCUUCGAAAAAAAGGGAAGUUUUAUUCUUUGCUUCAAAAGGAAUCGAGACGUGUAUGCCUUGAUUUUUGAAAACUCUGGCCGGUUUUCGUUCAUUUUCUUUCAAGGAGAAAGUAGCUGGAGAAAAAAAAAACAACGGUUGAGCUCUGAAAGUUGGCGAAUGGCAGAAUCUUCUAGAAAAAAAAAAAUUGAAACGAUUUUUAGGUCUUCUUCUACCAGCUCUGAUAUCAACCAUAGGAGCGAUCGUUCUUGGCGCCAUGGUCGGCCUUUUUUUGGGUAUUCUUUCAAAACCUUUCAGACGAUAACAGACUUCAGGAUUCGUCAUGACUUGGUUUCCACGAAACGAUUCGAGUCAUACUCAGUUCGCGAGAAUAUUUUUGCUGGGCUCCGUCUCUCACGGAGUGAUUCUUAGUGGGAAAACUUGUCUUCUACGUUGUUUAGGAGCAUGACUAAUCUGGAUUCAGGCAUGGUGGUCCUAGGCUACGCUUUCCCAGGCAUUGUCUGCACGCUCAUUUUUUGCAUUAUUGCCGGCACGAAGUGGAGAAAUGACAACCAAAAGAAGGUUUUUUUCCGACUCUCAAGCACUGAUUAAUUGUGUGAAGCAGCCAAUUUUUUGCCGUUGUUUCCCGCCUACAGAAUGAGCUUGUGAACUUCUAUAUCUCAUUAUUUUCGUGGGCGGAGGCAAUGAAAUGAACAAGUUUUUUGUUCAGUUUGAGGGGAAAAGCAUUUUCAUUCACUUUGUUCUGUUGGUCGCAAAGUUAUCAGCUCAUUUUUUGAUUAGAUGGGGUUGCAAAGAGUGAAGAGCAAAGUUGAGGGGUGAAUUGAGUUAGAAAUCGAGGAUCGAAUUAGGUAAGAGCACUUCAAACAGUAUAAUAAGCAUUACAGAUUACCGUGAGAAAGUAUUUCACUGAAAAAAAAAUAGGAAAUCGCUUGAUCAUUGUUUUUCACCUAUAAAACGAAUAGAAAUCUUUUUUUUAGCCUAUGAUUGAUCCUAAAAACUCUUUGGAAAGAGGGGUUUCGACAUUUUCCGGCUUUCUCUGAAAAAUGUGGGUAUACUUUCUUCAGGUACCUCACAGGGGUUAGGAGACUUUUUUUUUCUACUAUUUUGAAAUGAAUUCAAAAUCUAUCAUCAUCCAAAGUCUGAGCACUUUCCCAGUUGAAGGAAUGGAAAGUGAAAUCGGCUACUCCUUCCUCUAAUGCUGCGAAGGUUGAUUGGCAAGGGUCACAAUUUUCCACGCGUUUUUAUUCAGCGACUUUCCUCGAAAUUAUCAGUGCCCCAUCACUCGUUUCAUUCAAGAGGCUUCACUUGAAUAAAGCUCUACGCGCUAAGUGCCCGUUUAAGUCCAGCGGAUGCUCCACAUCGCCAAAGAAACGGAACGAAACCCUGGAAAAUACGCCGAUCACCCGUCCUUUGAAAUUAUGACGCUUUCGUCCAGAAAGUCACCCGCCCCAGCAAGAGAGUCACUUCCGAUAGACGUGCACUUUAAGAAUGGCUGAUACGAAGCUCUUACAGAAUGUAUUUACUUACCUCAACUGCCACUUCCAUACGUAAUUUCCCCGAAUUUAAAGUCUACGUCAAGUUUGUAGCUAACAAUUGCGAAUGACUCUAUGACAGAUUUAUAUUUCGGUUUCUGUUCCGUUAAAGACUCAAAAAAAGAAAUAUCAGAACAAAUGGAACUAUCAAAAGUCUCAUAACAUGAACUUUGCAAACAGUCCAGUUUUUUGUUUUAACUUCUUUGACUUCAGAUGUAUAUAGUCUAAUGUUUAGUAUUUCCUACUGCAAAAUGCGAUCUCCUAUGACAUUAGAAAUCUUUUGAUUUUCUGUUUUUUGAAAUAUCCCUUGAGAAACAAAUGUAUCUCAAAGUUAAAAAUUUCGAGCCAUACAAGAAUAAUGAAAGAUUCUCGUGGAGUAUUUUCCUGAAGAACCAAAAAAAACCUCGACACUUAUUUUCUUCAAAACCCGAUAGCCCAACAGUCUAACCAAUCUUUUCGAAUAAAUUUUACAAGAAUCUCGAUAUAAAGGUCUUUUUCUAUUCAGAUUGACGUUGUUGCUCACUCUUACGACGUCCUGUGGAAAUGUGUUUCGUCACCGAUCCUCUUCAUGUUAGUCGGCUACAAAUUCAACCUAGACAACGUAAGAGCAAGAACAAAUUCAUGGUCAUUAUGAAAAAAAUGUGUCUUCCGAACAAAGAAAAUACAAACCUUGAAAAAGCGUACUAAGUUGUUUGAAUAAUUAUAUAACCUAUCUGAUGCUUACUCACACAAUUCUCUUAUCGGACUGCAAAGAAUGUAGUAGCAUUUUUGCCCAGAGAAGUCUCGGAUUCUUCCUUGUUCAUGUUUUCCGUAAAAUUGUAUCUCCUGCAGUUUUAAGAGAUCGGAGCACAUUUAUAAGAAAGCAGGUUUGAAGAUAGUUCAAGCACAAUGAACCAAACUCCGGAAAAAAGUCUUACUUUUCAGCUGUCGUGGUACGAGCUCAAGAUGACGCUGACUCUGGUUAUUGUCGGGGCUUUUGUCCGUUUCUUCACAGCCAUGGCACUUGCCGCCUGCGGAAACUUUCGAAUUUCCGAACAAUUCGUCCUUGCUCUAUCUCUCGUGCCAAAAGCCACUGUUCAAGUAAAUAAUUUUUUAGGCAGGAAAAACAUGAAGUUAUCUUCUGUGAAAUCAAGAUUUUAGGUCAACCUAUAAACUUAUAUAUUUACUGAGGCAACAAUUCGUUCUAGCCAAAAAUAUUGAGACAUCCAUCCAACUCUUAUUGAGGAGAGAUUGGAAGUAUGUAGUGAAAUCCUCAAAAUACGGUAGUUUCCUAAAAAAAAAAAUGCCCGAUGCAAAAUUACCGCAAAGUUCUGAGAAAACGCGUUCGAUUCUGAAGCUAUUCAAGUUUGUCAGAUUUUAAGUUGAUACUAUUCAGAGAAGUUUUUCCAGAUUUCAGAAGGUAAGAGUAUGUUUUAAAAAAUGUUUAGUUUAUCAUGAGCAGAUUCUGAUUAGUGUUUACCAUGCGCGUCUAAGCAGGUGCAGUCAUUUAUGUUAACUGUCGAUAACGAAUAGAUACGAACUCGAAAAAAAAGUCUCUAGUUUCCAUUUUUCAGUGCGCUCUGGGCCCUUCACUACUCCUCUCUGCACAGAAGUUUCCCGAAUAUGCGGAAAAUAUCAAAGUGGUAGGCUUUUAUCUUUCCAGCUCACAUCAUGCUUAGAAACAAGAAUGGUAUCGGGCGUUUGUUCCAAGCUCUUCCUAUCGUUAACCAUUUCAAAAUGAUAACAGAAAGUCAAAAAUUAAACAAGACAGCUAUCUAGUGAGCCUAAUCGUCCGGUGUAGUAUGUGGACCAGGAAUUCACGAUUCUAGGAAAAAUGUGGCCUCAUUCAGAUAAGAAUGUCUAGGCUCUCUUGAAAGGUGCCUUCGAAGGGCCUAUUCCUAUUCAAAGCGCCUUGCAAGCUUUUUUCGUAAUCUUAUCGAGCUUCAUCGAGGUCCUGUUUAGAUAAUGGUAUCGAUUCUUCUUAAACAUAUUGUUUUUGAAGCAAUAAGAGUAAACUUCUCGUAGGAGACAAACAAUUAUGGGGAGAUUAACUUUUCACAGUGCAACGCAACGCGAACAUUGAUCAGAGCAAUCAAAAAGGAAUUUCAAAACGUGGAACGUUUUUUUAAAGUCUCUCGAAAAUUGAUCGUAAUUGCUACGUGCAUCAUCUUCGAGGUUAGAAAAUAUAAUAUCGAGUAGCUCCUUUUUUGCUUACUUGAUCAUUUUUUUGAACAUUGCAGUAUUGUGCAGCUGUAAAAGGCUGAACAAAUUAAAUAAAAAUAAUUUAUUUUUGUUGUUUUUAGUCAUAGAUGUAUUCUACUAGGCCGUGAAUAAAAGCCUUCAAAGCUAAAAUGAACAGCCGCCUAUGGCAAACUAGAAGUCCGAACCUACAGGUGAUCUAGUUGAAAGCAUGGUCUUACGGUAUUUCGUUUCGUUCUUCUGAGCUUAGUUCAUCCAGUUGUGCCUUGACGAGCUCGAAGUGUAGCGGAUGUCAAACUAGAGCCCGGAGGCCGUGGUGGGAGCCUAAAAAUGAAAACGAUCACUUCGAGUGAAGAUUUUACAAGGAAUGGAGUUUUUAUACGGGAUCUUUGAAUAUUUGGGAAUUCAGAUUUAAAACUAAACAGCUAAUAACUUAGAAAGACCUAAAACAAGUGGAAUACUUUUGCGUAAGUUAAAUUUCUGAUAGGGGGACAGCAGAACAAUGGGGAAAAACUUCUGCGCAAACCCAACAAAUUUUCGAUUUUUUUGAUUUUUGUGAAUGUAUCCCAGACUUUGAAAGAAAUAUUGUACAAGUGCAAAAAAACAUACAAAAAGAGCAAGAAUGUUGUCUGGUCCAGGUCAAAUUAUAGUUCAUCGUUCUCAACCCCGUGUUUUGUAGCAAACAUCAAAUUCGUACUGAACUUGAUAUCGUCUGUAGUGCGGGCUUUGUUGAAGUUUUAGGGAGGUUUGAGGCCUCAAUUCAGUGGACAAAAAAAGCUCAAAAAAAGCACGCAUUCUAAAAAAUAGCCAAACUUUUUACAUAUUUGUACAAAUUUAUGUCUUCAGAGAAGAUUAUAUUCUAAAUCGUAGAAUAAUUGAAAAGUUGUUGGUCGAUUUGCGAAACUGGAGUGGAUAAUCUCGCCUUUCUUUUGAUAUCAGUAGUCGAAUGUUGAGCAUUCCAACGAUCAGCUUCUUCUCCAUGUAGAAACAAUUCGGGGCCCAGCUUGCCAAGGCGAGCGUCGGAUUCAAUCUCGCGCAAGAGCGGAAAAAGUUCAUUUUGUGGAACAAGAGCUUUUUUGAUUAUUCCAAUUUUUGCAGAUCAUCUAUGCAUGCGUGGUGUCGGUGAUCAUCACAGCGCCUCUGGUUGAAAUUCUCCUGAGUUAUUUGGCACCGAAACUCUUGAGACACGAUGUGUGCCAUACGGUAUGCAUUAUAAGUGUUGCACGAGUAACUGAACGUGUCACGGUUGCGAAGCGAUCCAGGAUACUUGUAAUUCAUUUUCACUUGUAUUUUUUAAUUUUCCAUGAGUGGGGCAGAACAAGGAGUUUAUAUUUCUCUGUCGCUAAGUAAUGACGUUUCGAUAAUUAAAAGAAGACUCUAUCUUGAACCAAACCGUGACACUAUGAACAACUAUUUUCAUUAUGAGUAAACAUAAUUUUUUUUCAGCUUUAUCUGGACCCUUCGGUGGGCUAUGCUCCAGCAAAAAGCAUAGACGAAGCCCCUGGGGAUGGUAACGUGACUUUCACACAAUUCCGCUCCAUCUACGUCCCUCAAUUGACUUCUCCAGGCACUGUCUACCCUCGAAACGGCGUGAAUGGAACUUAUAGAUAA